This is a messenger RNA of Closterium sp. NIES-65, 2100 nucleotides long. The record is from the annotation of a GenBank genome assembly. NCBI's taxonomy places the organism in Eukaryota, Viridiplantae, Streptophyta, Zygnematophyceae, Desmidiales, Closteriaceae.
AUGGACGUGUGGGGCCCAGCCCACGUCCGUGGACAGGGUCACGAGCGCUACUUCCUACUACUAAUUGACGACUACUCGCGUUACACCACAAUCUUCCCCUUGCGCAGCAAGGGUGAUGUCACUGAGGUGUUGAUCGACUGGAUCCGCGCGGCUCGUCUCCAGCUCAGGAGGAGCUUCGGCUCGGACUUUCUUGUUCUGCGUCUGCACUCUGACCGAGGCGGAGAGUUCUCCUCUGGCCUUCUGCGAGCCUACUGUCUUGCACGAGGCAUCCGCCAGACCUUCACGCUUCCGGACUCUCCACAGCAAAAUGGGAUUGCUGAGCGCCGCAUUGGCAUGGUCAUGGACGUCGCUCGUACGUCCAUGAUGCAUGCGGCUGCCCCCCAUUUUCUGUGGCCGUUUGCGGUUCGGUACGCGGCGCAUCAGCUCAACCUUCACCCCAGAGUAACCCGGCCGGAGACCUCCCCAGCUCUGCUGUGGACGGGGAAGGUAGGCGAUGCGUCUGCGUUCCGUGUCUGGGGAUCUCGGGCGUUUGUCCGCGACCUGUCUGCGAACAAGCUGUCCCCUCGUGCUGCUCCCUGUGUCUUCCUAGGCUUCCCCCCUGACGCCCCAGGGUGGCAGUUCUACCACCCCUCCUCUCGUCGUGUUCUGUCCUCCCAGGACGUCACGUUCGACGAGUCCGUCCCCUUCUACCGCCUCUUCCCCUACCGCACUCCUUCCCUCCCGCCGCCACCGCACUUCCUUGUGCCAGGUCCCCCCCCGGUAGACCCCCUUCCCCCUCAGGGUCCUGCCCCUUCAGGUGUGUCCCAGGUAGAUGCAGUCGAGCCAGUCGAGGUUGCUGGUGACUCAGCCUGGGGGUGCUGCCUCUGGGGUGCUGAGCCUGGGGGUGCUGACUCUGAGGGUGCUGCGCGCGUGGGUGCUGAGCCUGGGGGUGGUGAGCCUGGGGUGCUGCGUCUGGAGCUGCUGAGCCUGGAGGUGUGGAGCCUGCGGCCACUGGACCUCCCCUUGUGGCGUCUGGCGGUACUGGGCCUGGAGGUUCUCCGGUGUUUCGUCUCGGCGGGAGCCACUCUCUCCACAGGAGCUGCGCGAGUGGUUUGCUCGCCGCUGGAGGCGUACUGCUGGAGCUGGCGCUUCUUCGGCGCUGAGGGUGCUGGUGCCGGGCCGGUCCCGGAGCUGCUGGGCCUGCGGGUCCGCCUGGAGCUGGAGCUGCUGAGGGUGUUGUCGCACUCACAGUUACCGCCUGCCUCCCCACUGCCUUCUCCCUCUCCCUACACUGGUCCUACUGGAGGUCUUGCUGAGCGUCGUGAGCCUGCGUCUCGUCCUGCGUCGCCUGUUCGUGCUGCUCGCACUAGUGGUCGUAGUUCGCGUCAGCGUCCUCCUCCUGUCCCUGGCACGCACCGGAUGUCUCUGCGUCCGUCCACUGCUCCUCUGCGUGCCCCUUUGCCCUCUCCUCCUGAGUCCUCUCCUGCGCUUGCCGACCCUGAGUCAGACUCUCUUCGUGCUGCCAGUCCUACUGUCACGCGUCUCCUUGCUACUGUCGUCACUGACUCCUCCUUUGAGUCCAGUGCUGCGUCUAAUCUUGUUGCUGAGCUCGUCGACUUUGCUGCUCGCUGUCGUCUAGACUACGCUGCUAGUCUUGUUGCUGAGUCUGCGUCUGUCUGUCCUCCGUCCGUCGGGGGAGACCCGGAUGCACUAGACAUCCCGACUCUGCGCUCUUACGCGGAGGCCGUAGAGGGUCCCUACUCCUCUCAGUGGCAGGCAGCUAUGGAUGCAGAGAUGGCUUCCUGGAAGUCCACAGGCACCUACGUUGACGCGGUUCCCCCUCCUGGGGCGAACAUCGUCAGUGGGAUGUGGAUCUUCAGGGUGAAGCGGCCGCCGGCUCUCCACCUGUCUUCAAGGCGCGUGGCACGACACACUGAGGACUACGCUUGCGGCUCUGGGUUUGCUCCCUCUACUGCUGACCCGUCGUUGUUUCUGCGCACCGACACCUCUCUGCCGCCGUUCUACAUCCUCGUGUACGUCGACGACUUGGUCUUUGCCACAGCAGACACUGCUGGACUCGCCUAUGUGAAGUCGAGCUGCAGAAGAGACACACGUGCAUAG